UGCUCGUUUUUGGGAUGUUUUUUUUAUAAAAUUGAAUUAGUUUUCUUGAACAAUUCAUAAUUGUUUGGUUGCAAUUAAUUUUUAAAUCGUUUAGCCGCGUAUACGACGAUUUGGAGUGUGUGAUUCUGUACUACGUGUGGCCCAAUCAUAGGCUCAUGAUUGCAAGUUGUAAACAUGGGUUUGGACUUCGACGUUUUAGAGUUUUGUAAGAAAUUGCGUCAAAACCGUCCGCCGCCGUACCAGUGUCCACUGGAGAAAUGUGACAAGGUUUACAAGAGUCUCUGUGGGCUGCAGUAUCAUUUGGUGCACUACGACCAUGACAAUCCUACACCGGCGACCCCGACUGUUGCUCACAAUCGCAAGAAGAGAGGCGCGUUUAAGACUCCAGUCGCCACUGGAGAUAUUGCACUCCAGAGCCCGCCCAAAGAAGCCUUGACUUUCGCUGAAGCUCAGAAAGUGGUGCAGUUUGAGGUAGAUGGCAAAAUUAGUAGAAUUCCCAUUGACCAACCACUGCCUAUCAUGUCUUUGGAAGAGUGGGAGAAGAAGAAUGCUGAGCUUGAUAAACCACUGCCUUAUGUGGAGCCCCCAGUUGAGCCUCAUGUCAAAUUACCAGAAGCUAGUUUCAAGCUUAUACCAGACUACAAUGAAAGAGUGGUUGAUGCUCCACCUCGGCCCAAUGCCUACAUCCGUUUUAUCGAGAAGUCAGCAGAGGAACUGGAUGGAGAGGUGGAGUAUGAUGUGGACGAGGAAGAUACAGCAUGGCUGGCGAUCAUCAACAAGAUGCGGGUGAAGCAGAACCUGCCUCCGGUGUCUGUGGACACGUUGGAGUUGCUGAUGGAUAGAUUGGAAAAGGAAUCGUACUUUCAGGCAACUCAAAGUGGGCAACAGACAGCAGCAGCGGUGGAUGAGGACGCAGUUUGCUGCAUCUGCAUGGACGGAGAAUGUCAGAACACCAACGUCAUUCUGUUCUGUGACAUGUGCAACUUGGCUGUGCACCAGGAUUGUUAUGGAGUUCCAUACAUCCCAGAAGGCCAGUGGCUAUGUCGACGCUGCCUGCAGUCGCCUUCACGCCUUGUCAACUGUGUGCUUUGCCCAAACACUGGAGGUGCAUUCAAGCAAACUGAUCAAGGAACAUGGGCUCAUGUUGUGUGUGCCCUCUGGAUACCAGAGGUCCGCUUCGCCAAUACAGUAUUCUUGGAGCCAAUAGAUUCGAUCGAGAUGAUCCCAGCGGCCCGUUGGAAACUCCAGUGCAUGGUGUGCAAGCAGCGUGGCGCCGGCGCCUGCAUCCAGUGCCACCGCAGCAACUGCUACUCCGCCUUCCACGUCACCUGCGCGCAGCAAGCCGGGUUAUACAUGAAGAUGGAGGCGGCGGGCGCGGGCCGCGACCCUUCGCAGCCCGUGCAGGUGGCCAAGAUGGCCUACUGCGACGCGCACACGCCCGCGCACGUGCUACAGGAAAGAAGAGCUCAGGAGUCUGAAGGAGAUUCAAAAUCAACAGAUUUGACUGCUAUCAGACAAAAAGGAAGAGAGAAAAUAAUCCAGGCGCGUCGAGUGCUAGCGAUGAAGCGUACUUGGGCUCCAGUGGUUUUAGUACCGACUUUACCCGCCGAGCGUGUGUCGGAGGUGGCAGCACUGGCGCGCGGGCCGCCCGCCGCGCGCGCGCAGCUCAUGAAGCGCCUGCUCGCCUACUGGACGCUCAAGCGACACAACCGGAACGGAGUGCCGCUGCUGCGCCGUCUGCAGAGCCUCACUAGCCACCACGGUACUCGAGGAAUCCAAGAUGGCACUGUGAAUGUGAGGGAACUUUGUAACCAGCUGAAAUACUGGCAGAGAAUACGCCAGGAUUUGGAACGUGCUAGAUUACUAUGCGAGCUGGUUCGCAAGCGGGAGCGCCUUAAGGCGGAGUACACACGCGUGUGGGAGCGCUGCGUGCUGCACUCGCUGCGGCCCGAGCGCGCCGUGCUGCACAAGCUGCUGCGGCUGCUGCGGCAGCGCGACGCCAGCGACAUCUUCACCGAGCCCGUGGACUUGAACGAGGUGCCGGACUACAGCAGCAUCGUGAAGCACCCGAUGGACCUCAGCACGAUGGGCAAGAAGCUGGAGCGCGGCGCCUACGCCUCCGUCGACGACGUGGAGGCAGACUUCCGCCUCAUGAUCGACAACUGCCUCGCCUACAACAAUAAGGACACCGUCUUCUACAAGGCCGGUGUGAAAAUGCGAGAGCAAUGCUUACCGAUCUUCCGCCAAGCGCGGCGCGACGUGCGAGCGGCCGGCUUACCCGAACUGGCUGGCUCCGGGCCGGGUUUAGCCGACGACAGCCCCGAGCGAGACAGAACGAGCCGCCGCCUCAGUGCAGACAGAGACAGGAUCAGCCGCCGGGCGAGCUCCGAGCGGGACAGAAUCAGCCGUCGCAGCCCGGAGCGAGGCCGAGUUAGCCGCCGGGGCAGUCCCGAGCUAGAUCGAACCAGUCGACGAGGCAGUGUAGAGAGAGACCGCACUAGCCGUCGAGGCAGCUUAGAAAGAGAUAGGACUAGUCGUCGGGGCAGUCCAGAAAGAGAUAGGACGAGCCGCCGGGGCAGUCCAGAAAGAGACAGGAUGAGCCGUCGUGGUAGCACAACCAGUCGCCGCGGGAGUCCGAUCAGUCGUCGCGGCAGUCUAGAGAGAGAUAGAGCUAGUCGGGCGCGCAGUCCCGAACGAGGCAGGAGCGUUCGGCGGGGAAGUCCCGAACGCGACCGAAUGAGCCGGCGAGGCAGUUCCGAGCGAGAUAGGUUGAGUCGUCGGGGUAGUCCAGAAAGGGAGAGAACCAGUCGUCGCCUUAGUGUAGAGCGAGAGAGGACUACUAGGCGGAGUGCUGAGCGUGAGAGGGCAAGCCGGCGCCGCAGCCCCGAGCGUGGAAGGAGCCGCCGCAGGAGCCCCGAGCGAGGCAGGCCCGGGCGCCGCCCCAGCCUCGCGAGACAGAAGAGGGGCCGGCCCGUGAGUCGCGCCUUGGCCAGUGACAGCGACCAUACCGCUGACACACGAAGCGAACGGAGCGUUUCCCUGGCCCGCAGCGAAAGGAGACGGCCCAGUCCUUGCAGAGAUUCUGAUGAUGACAACAAUACGCGCGAGUCAUCCCCGGCUCGCACGGUGGGGCGUCCGCGGGGCCGCUGGCGCGGGCGCGGGCGGGGCGUGCGCGGACGGCGCGGGCGCAGGGGCCGCGGCAGGCCGCCGCUGCACGCCGCGCGACCGCUGCUGGACAACGCUGGUCUAGGUGCUAGUUGCUACAGCGCGAGACGUCGCUGUCGCGGGCGCGGGCGGGGCGCGCGCGGCCGGCGCGGGCGCAGGGGCCGCGGCAGGCCCCCGCUGCACGCCGCGCGACCGCUGCUGAACAAUGGAGUGCGCGAACUCGCACAGCGCGAUCCAGUUACUGCGACUACUCGUGAGGUCCUGGUGAUAAACAGGUCCUCGCUCGGCUCUCCGUAUCGCAUCCAGCAUCUUCUGUCGAGCUUCGUCAUAGAGGUUACAUUCCCGAAGUGCGUGAUCGCGGCUCUCUUCGACUUCCUCGCCCCGAGUGAGAGCCUCACCGCCACGAUGGGAAAGAACUGGUACAGCUCACGUCCGUCGCUGCUGGUAUCCCACCGCUCCUGCCAAAAGGCCACGGCAUCCUCUCUAAUGAUGCGCUUCAAUUCCCGGCGCUCCCUGGGGGCCAGUUGGAUUCCCUCCUCCGCAAGUCGUCCUGCACGAGAGACUUUCAGGUCGGCGGGCAACACGCCGGCAAGCACAGAAACGCCGACCUCGGGUUCGGAGACGCCCAUUCCGCCCCGGAAGAGCGUGGAGCGAACUCACAAGCUGGUCACGCCGGAGAAGUCGCCCAUAAAACAAUCUGACUCAACACCCAGCUUAGGUCUUUUGGGUGGACUUCGGAAACCAACAUUACUUCUGCCUCCGUCUACGGGCUCAGCGCCACCAAAGAGUUUCGGAUCUGAUGCAACUCUGCCCACUCUGUCGGGCAGCCUGGGCCGCGCGGCGUCGGCGUCGCCCAAGAAGAAGGGCCGCGGCCGCCCGCGCAAGGCCGACAAGAAGCAGAGGAACGCGUCUCCUGACCUGUUCAGAUCGAUGCAGAGCGGGUCGGGCAAGCCGCCGGCGGCGCCGGUGGCGGCGGCCUUCCUGCAGUACCGCGGGCCGCCUGGCGAGGUCGGCUCCGACAGCGACCUGGCGCUCUCCAGGUCGUCGAGCAGUAGCUCGGCGUGGUCGCAGUCGUGCUCGUCGUGCACGCACUACGACGACGACAACGGCUCCACGCACUCCUGCGACCUCAGCUCCUCCGACGCGUCAAGCGGCCCGGAGCGCACGGGCCGCCGCCGCACGCGCCGCGCCGACGCCUCCGACCCGGAACCCUCUACUCCUGUCAAGGGGCGCGGCACGCGGUCGUCGGCGUCCAAGACGCCCGUCAAGAGCGCCGGCGCGCCGCUCGAGCCGCUGCAGCUGGUGUGGGCCAAGUGCCGAGGCUAUCCGUGGUACCCAGCGCUGAUAAUCGACCCAAAAAUCCCGAAAGGCUUCAUCUACAACGGCGUGCCGCUGCCCGUCCCGCCACAAGACGUUCUCAAUCUCAAGAAGAACCACUCGCACGAACCGGUCCUCUAUCUCGUUCUAUUCUUCGAUGUCAAACGAACCUGGCAGUGGCUGCCGCCGAACAAACUCGAACUCCUGGGCGCCGACAAAGCCGUCGACCAGGCAAAACUGGUCGAAUCCAGAAAGCCGACCGAACGGAAAGCCGUCAAAAAGGCGUUCGGCGACGCCAUGCAGUUCCGGAAGCAGGUCGACGGAGAGAAAUGACAAAGGUUUAGGGACCGGCCGCGGCGGUCGCGUAAGACUUUCAGCUUCGGGAAUUUCUCGCUGUCAAACAUCAGAACGCCGGAGACCACCGAUUCCAGUGAUUAGAUUGUGGUGCAGUGAUUGCGGUGAAAUACCGGCCCAGUACUGAAAAUAGAUGUUUGAAUGUGAAAUCUGAACUGCGUGUAGUGGUAGAUAGGUAGUGCGUAGGGCUGUACAGAUGGUUAAAACUUUGAUGAAGAUGACCAAGAGGUCGUAGAAUAGAUAUUAGAGAUAAGUUCUCACAGGCAGCAAAUAGCUAUCGAAUAUAUUGAUAUCACACUAAGAUUGUUAAGGUUGUACAAGUUUGCAUGCAAAGAGAUCUGAAGAGGAGUUACAAUUUCUUGUUGUAUGUUGAAAUUAUGAUGAAUAUAAUACAAUUAAUUACAUGUAGAAUAAAUACUAAUAAACUUAAAAAUAAUAGAAUCUGCUUAUAAAAUAACUACUUAAAUUAAUAAAUUGUGGGUAUUUAGUUCUAAGUUUACCUGGCUAUGGCAAAGCAAAGAGUUAUGAUUAUUCAACCAAACUUCUAUGUAGUUGUGUUAAAUAAAAUUAAUGGAUGUAAUCCUAGAAUGUUACAACAUAUUAAUAUAAUGUUUUAAUGUUGUCUGUAUAAUCGUUAUUAUAACUCCAGCUAUUAAGACCAUGGAUUC
This is a messenger RNA of Ostrinia furnacalis (Asian corn borer), 5504 nucleotides long. RefSeq names its product bromodomain-containing protein 140 (gene Br140). NCBI's taxonomy places the organism in Eukaryota, Metazoa, Arthropoda, Insecta, Lepidoptera, Crambidae. Bases 175 to 4815 code for a protein of 1546 amino acids. The transcript is spliced from 27 exons. Gene Ontology annotation, molecular function: protein binding; DNA binding. The record is from RefSeq and is a predicted model, not a curated record. Gene Ontology annotation, biological process: regulation of transcription by RNA polymerase II.